UGAUGUGUUCAGUCCAGUCCGGAAUUUCACGUCUAACGGUUGUGUUUCUUGCGGUCUUCGGCGUUUUCAACUUUAACGUCGAUUUUAGAUACAGUCGAGCAAUAAUAACAGUGUGACUUGGUUUAUUCUAUAAAAUGAGUUACCCGUUCUUUGUGCGAAGUUAUUGCGACCAACUGGAUAUCAUUCAUCAGCGAUUAGAAGAUGAAAGAAGUCGUCUUGUAGCGGUCAAUCAGUGUCUCUACCUGUGCCUUUCUUACCUCAAAAAGAACGGUCGCGAUUAAGUCCUGGUAGUAUUUGGUGAAAUUUUACAGCAAUAUCUGACCUGUGAUACCUCCUAUCUCACAGCUAGCAUCAUCGAAAGACAACCGGUGGACGAGGCGACCACACGAUGCUGAGGGAUCCCAGGAUAUAAAUGUGAAGACAACUCCAAAGAUUCACACAGUUUCAUUGCCCAAGGUCAAAUUGAGACUACACAAUCUAGAACUUUGGAAUCAAUUCUACGCGGAAACGACAGAAAUGAUCAUCACGAAAGUGGGGCGACGCAUGUUCCCGCACUUGCAAUUGAACAUCAGCGGCUUGCAGGAGAACCUGAGUUAUUGUAUCAUCGUGGAGAUGCAACCGGCUUCCCAGCACCGUCACAAGUACUGCGGAGUAAGCACCACGGUCGAUGAGAACGAGAAUAGGAUUAGCAAUCCCGGCUGGACUAAGGCGGGACAGGCAGAAUCGCAGCCAGAUAUCGAACGCAGGAUCUACCGACAUCCCGACAGCCCGGCGCUGGGAGCUCAUUGGAUGAAGCACGUGGUUAGCUUCAACAAGCUGAAGAUCACCAACAACGCCGACCGCGUGCCUAACGUGUUACUUACGUCAAUGCACAAGUAUAUCCCAAGAAUUUGGAUUUUUCAAAGCGAUAAUCUCAGUGCCUUUAACGAGCUGUAUUUUCGGCCGCAUUCGUCCUUCACCUUCAGAGAAACCGAAUUUAUCGCUGUAACAGCUUAUCAGAAUGAGAGAAUCACAAAACUCAAAAUCGACAACAAUCCAUUUGCGAAGGGAUUUCGCGAGACGGGACAUUCGCGAUAUAAACGCAAGUUACAAGACAGUGAUACCGGUCAGAUGCUUAUAGUUGACGAGGACAGCCUCUCUUCGUCCGAAGCGAGUCCUCCGCCUCCCAAAAAGACAACAGCAAUGAUGCUGAGGAGUACUUUGCACAAGGAUGUAAGCGUCGGUGUCCUAAAUGAAAUCAAAUCGCCGUCAUCGAUGAUUGCUCAAGCUGAAAAUUCGACACCCAGAGCGGAGGAUAAUCGUGAAAACGCAAGGCCGUCGACACCGUCACGUCAUCAUAGACUUUACAGACCUUGGUUAGACCCACCCUUGGUUAGGCAACCAUCCCUGCAUUUAGUACCACUGAUGUCGGAAUUGAGACCAACGCCGCUGUCCAUGUUUCCCCCAGUGCCUAAUUUGUCCUUAUAUAACUACCGCUUGCCCACGUCGACUAUAUUGCACCAUAAUUUUAUACCGACACCUCGUCAAUAUCAUCAAUAUCCAUAUCAACAUGUCCCAUGUGUUUACCCAAACACGCGCGAUUGGCAUGAUACGUGGUAUCGUUUACCCAUGUAUUCCACACUCAUAAACUAAUAUCAUCAAAAUAUAUACAUAUAGAGACAGAUAUAUAUAGAGAGCUGGAUGUUAAUUAACGACACGUAAGAAAUUUAAGCGGAAGUAAAAAAAAACUAUGAUAAAUAAUC
Molecule: messenger RNA, 1742 nt
Organism: Harpegnathos saltator (Jerdon's jumping ant)
Lineage: Eukaryota; Metazoa; Arthropoda; Insecta; Hymenoptera; Formicidae
Product: T-box protein 2
Exons: 6
Coding region: 517-1632 (371 amino acids)
Biological process (GO): regulation of transcription by RNA polymerase II; positive regulation of DNA-templated transcription; cell fate specification
Cellular component (GO): chromatin; nucleus
Molecular function (GO): DNA-binding transcription factor activity, RNA polymerase II-specific; RNA polymerase II cis-regulatory region sequence-specific DNA binding
Source: RefSeq, a predicted model, not a curated record